AGGGUCCGCGCCAGCGACCAUGGCGGAGCCCACGGUGUGCUCCUUCCUCACCAAGGUGCUGUGCGCCCACGGCGGCCGCAUGUUCCUGCGGGACCUGCGCGGCCACGUGGAGCUGUCGGAGGCCAGGCUCCGGGACGUGCUGCAGCGCGCCGGGCCCGAGCGUUUCCUGCUGCAGGAGGUGGAGACCCAGGAGGGCCUCGGAGACGCGGAGGCCGAGGCGGCGGCCGGCGCGGUGGGCGGUGGCGGCACCUCCGCCUGGAGGGUUGUGGCCGUGUCCUCUGUGCGCCUCUGCGCCCGCUACCAGCGCGGCGAGUGCCAGGCCUGUGACCAGUUGCACUUCUGCCGCCGGCACAUGCUGGGCAAGUGUCCCAACCGGGACUGCUGGUCUACCUGUACCCUUUCCCAUGAUAUCCACACACCUGUCAACAUGCAGGUGCUGAAAAACCAUGGACUUUUUGGUCUCAAUGAAGCCCAGCUUCGGAUCCUGCUUUUGCAGAAUGACCCUUGUCUUUUACCAGAGGUCUGUUUGCUCUACAACAAAGGGGAAGCCCUCUAUGGCUACUGCAACCUGAAGGAUAAAUGCAACAAGUUUCACGUGUGCAAAUCCUUUGUCAAGGGAGAGUGCAAACUCCAGACCUGCAAACGGUCCCAUCAGCUUAUCCAUGCUGCAUCCUUGAAGCUGCUGCAGGACCAAGGACUGAAUAUUCCAAGUGUUGUUAAUUUUCAGAUAAUCUCCACCUACAAGCAUAUGAAGCUGCACAAGAUGCUUGAAAAUACAGAGAAUUCAUCGCCUUCUACUGAGCAUUCACAAGGCCUUGAGAAGCAAGGAGUGCACGCAGUUGGAGCCGCAGAAGCUGGUCCUCUGGCUUCUGUCCCUGCUCAGUCAGCUAAGAAGCCCUGCCCAGUGUGUUGUGAGAAGUAAAGAAGAUGGAAAAGGAGAAAAUGUCCUUUUGGAAGGAUACAGUUGGGCAUGGGUGGUUGGGGAUGGGGUUGGACGUUGAUCAGGCAAAGAGAGGCUAAAAUUGAGUGCAGAUGGGGCCAGUCCAGGGCAAGUGCUGAAGAUGGCAGCUUCUACCUGCAGCUCCUAGGUGCUUUCCUCAGGCUGGGUGGAUGGAGCUCUGCUGACUUUUGUGGUCCACCAUAGUUUUUCUGUCAGUUUAUAUUGUGGCAAUCAUAGAGUACUUUGCACACUUUUUUUUUUUUUUACUUAAUAUUGUUUCAUAAGCAUCUUUCUAUAUUUGUUCACAUCAUACGUAAUGUUUUUGCACAGAUGCAUUAAUAUCUCAUAGUUUAUUUAACUACUUGCCUUUUUCUAACAAUUUUUUUUGAGAUGAUCUUGCUCUGUUGUCCAGGCUGAAGUGCAGUGACGUGAUCUUGGCUCACUGCAGCCUUGACUUCCUGAGCUCAGGUGAUCCUCCCACCUCAGCCUCCUGAGUAGCUGGAACUACAGGUAUGCACCACUACUGGCUAAUGUUUUGUAUUUUUUUUUGUAGAGAGGGUAUUUUGCCAUAUUGUCCAGGCUAUUAUUGAACUCCUGGGCUCAAGCACUCUGCCUGCCUCAGCCUCCCAGGGUGCUAGGAUUACAGGCGUGAGCCACUGCACCCAGCCUCUAACAAAUUUUGAAUAUAACUCCUGUCUUAAAAUCUGCAGAAUAUUGAAUUUUUCCAGCUAUUUUUUACUUUUGCUUAGCUUAUAGAUGCUAAAGGAUACUGUCAUUUGCAUUUUUAAAAAUAUAUGAGUGAAUAGUU
This is a messenger RNA of Piliocolobus tephrosceles (Ugandan red Colobus), 1748 nucleotides long. It is a transcript of the gene ZC3HAV1L, whose product is annotated as ZC3HAV1 like. The transcript has 5 exons. NCBI's taxonomy places the organism in Eukaryota, Metazoa, Chordata, Mammalia, Primates, Cercopithecidae. The coding region runs from base 20 to 922 and encodes 300 amino acids. The record is from RefSeq and is a predicted model, not a curated record.